This is a messenger RNA of Penicillium hordei, 228 nucleotides long. RefSeq lists its product as uncharacterized. Bases 1 to 228 code for a protein of 75 amino acids. Lineage: Eukaryota; Fungi; Ascomycota; Eurotiomycetes; Eurotiales; Aspergillaceae. Gene Ontology annotation, molecular function: protein heterodimerization activity. The record is from RefSeq and is a predicted model, not a curated record. The transcript has a single exon.
AUGUCAGGCCCAAACCUUCACAACACUCUCUUUCGCCCUCCGAUUAUCCAAAUCGUCCGCGCUCGAGGCUCCCACUCGACACGCCCUUCAGACUUAGAAUCUAUUCAGGACCUGACUGGCCGGUAUCUUAUCAUUCUCGCCGAGUAUGUAGCUGAGUAUGCCGCAAAUGCCUACCCGUACGACCCAGAGGAUGGAGGAUGGAGGAUGAAGGAUGGCCCCGGGGAGUGA